AGUGCACACAACGCUGCCUGGCCAGCCGCCUGCCAGUGUGACAUACUGUCACCAUCCUGGAGGACAAGCACACUCACACACAUUCACACACAUACACACACUCACAUCACUUACUGACAAGGCACAAAACCUGCCUUCUCAUUCCCGCACGCACUUACACAAUCCUGGGUUGACGGGGAGAGAAGAACCGAAUAUCUGAAGGAAGGAAGAACAAGAGGAAUUUUACAUCUUUCAUGGAUUCGUCUACAUGUGACUGACCAGUGGUGAUUGUGGGUGCUGAAGAGAGACGGCCGUCCUGACACCGACACACACACACACACCUCUCCCCAGUAGUCACGGAUUCUUGAAUUAAUCUGCUCCGGUGUGGGAGUCGCGGUGCGGACCAACAUGGGGAACCAGACAGGGAGACAGGAGGAAGCAGAGUCAGGUGCACAAACAACGAAGAAGUCUGGAAUCCCUGCUCCUAGAGAAAUCCCAUCUGCCAUCACAAGAGACCGCUUCUCUGCCAGGGAUCAACUGAGGACCUCUUCUACUAAGAGAAUUGUUUCCAGUGCCAGCACCUCCAGCCUCUCCACCCUGGUGAAGCAGACGCGUAGUUCAGCCAAGUCCCGGGCAGAUGCGGACGGCCAGGAAAAGGGGCUUCUGGAGAGUCAAGUGAAAGAGCUGCUGGCUGACGGGAAAGCUAAAGACUUGGAGAUCAACAAUCUCAAGAUGGAGUUGCAGCGCUAUAAGGGUAAAGCCUCCGCUGCUGCCUCCUUACCGUCGUCAAACUCUGUCUCACACCAAGACCCUGUAACUGACCAUGAACAGGAACAGGUGGCAGAGGCCCUCAUGCUAGUUGCGGAGCUUAGGGAGAAAAAUGGGAAGUUUCAGAGAGAGUUGGCAGGUCUUAGGGAGGAGAACCAGGCUCUAAAGGAAAAGCUGCUUUGUCUGGAAGCUUCUUCACUCUCUAGUCCGAACACAAGCAGCCCUUUGAAACCUUUAGUGAAUGGCCUGCCCUCAGACUCAGCCACCCAACAAGACAGUCUCGCUUCUACUGCCAGCCCGAUUAAAACAUCAGUUUCCUCCAGCUCUAACGUUUCCAAGGAGUCAUCAUCCCCUGACUCCUCAGAAUUUGAGAAAAUCCCAUCAUGCUCAGAAUCGGGGACCAGUGGUUUCAGUGGGGAAUCUGUUGCAGCAGGGGCAGUGAACUACACUGAGGGUCAAGGUGUGUCAGUGCAGAUCCUAACAGAACAAAUUCACAAGAUGGAGGAGAGCCAUCACAGCACGGCAGAGGAACUUCAGGCAACGCUGCAGGAGCUGGCUGACCAGCAGCAGGUUGUACAAGAACUGACUGCUGAGAACGAGCGUCUGGCGGAGGACAAACGCCUCCUACAGAGUUCACUUCAACAGCAGAGAGAGCGAGUGGAAGUGUUGGCCCAAAAGAAUGAAACUUUUGCUCUCAGACUUCAGGAGCAAGCUCAGGUUCAGGCCCAGAGGGAGGAAGAACUGGGUAGCCAAGGGCCUCGACUCGCUGAGGUUGAGCAGAGGUAUGCGGAGCUGGUGGACAGCUCUCGAUUUGAACGUGAGAAACUGGUGGACAUCCAGCAACAGCUGACAGGGAGCCUACGCGCGCUAGAGGAGGAACACCAGGGGGCCCAAGGUCAGGUCUGCUGCCUCAGAGACGAGGUGGACAGGUUGCAGGCCCAGCUGGACAGAGAACAGGAGAAUAGAGGUCAAGCAUCACAAGAUGCAGAAGAGCAAAGGACAAUAGCAGAUUCUGUCAGGCUGGAAAACAGUAGGCUGAAGGCACAGGUGGACAUUGAGAAGCAAAAGGUGGGUGAGCUGAAGGCCAUGCAAAGUGCCAGCGACAGCACUGAGUUGCAGAAUUUGCUGAAAGCAGCCCACGCCGAGAGGGACAAGCUGGAGGUGAAGCUGACGGAGCUGAGACAGGAGCUCCUUCAGGCCCAAGCUGAGACUGAGCAAGUGCAAGCUAAAGUGGCCAAGAUGGAAGUCAAAUACCAGCAGGUCCAGGAGGUGGCCGAAAAGAGGGAACAGGAACUGAGUAGCCGAGUGACUUCCCUGGAGGAAGCUAGUUUACAGGCGGAGAACCAGGUGAAGGAGCUGAAGGAGACUAUCUUUGAGCUGGAGGACCAGGUCGAGCAGCAGAGGGCUGUCAAUUGCCACACCAACCAAGCUGUCCUGGACAUGGAGAAUCUUGUCAAAAAGCUGGAGGAGCAAAAGACUGAAGCAGAUCGACAAGUAAAAGUUUUAAAUAGACAGAUGAAGGAUGACAAGGAGGAAUGGCGUCGGUUUCAGGCAGACCUCCAGACAGCAGUGGUGGUUGCCAACGAUAUCAAAGUGGAAGCUCAGCAGGAGCUGCGUACACUCAGGAGGCAGCUACAGGAGGAGCAGGGCCGCAGUGCAAAGCUAUCUGCAGACCUUGAGGCCUUACAGGGAGUCAGGUCCCUGGGUGAUGAGGCGCGAGUGUCCGACUCCGAUAACAACAGUCACUGGUGUGGCAUUUCCAUGAUCCCCACCACACCCACCGACCCCAGCGGAGAAGCCAACUCAGAGCCUGGAGCUACUGUGAAAUCCCUCAUUAAGUCCUUUGACACUGUUGGACAAAAUGGACCGGGCCACACAGUUCAAAUGCACUCCUCACCCAGAAGCCCACUGAGUGGGAUCCCUGUACGCACUGCACCAGCUGCUGCAGUCUCUCCUAUCCAGAGGCAAUCGUACAUAAAGCCUUUGUCAAAGACACUGGAAAAGAGAAUCAGUCGUGGAGAGUUCUCUCAUCCCCAUGAUGCUUUGUCGAACUUCGGGGAGGACUUGAAGCCUAACAGUCUCAUGAGGAAGAGCCCCUCUCUUGAGUCUGUAAUCAAAACCCCGGUUUCCCUCAGCAGCCGUACUGGAUCAUUCAGCUACAAUCGAAGCAACAGCAAACUUAGUGUGGAAAGAAAGGACCCCUUGGCUGCACUGGCGCGGGAGUAUGGAGGAUCUAAGAGGAACGCUCUACUGAAGUGGUGCCAGAAGAAAACAGAAGGCUAUCCGAAUAUUGAUGUGACCAACUUCAGCAGCAGUUGGAGCGAUGGCCUGGCCUUCUGUGCCCUAUUGCACACGUAUCUGCCUGCUCACAUCCCUUACCAGGAACUCAUCAGUCAAGAUAAGGUCCGGAAUCUGACCCUCGCCUUCCAGGCCGCGGAGAGCAUUGGCAUCAAACCCUCUCUGGACAUGGAGGAGCUGAUGAAGACCGACAGGCCGGACUGGCAGAGCGUCAUGCAGUACGUCUCCCAGAUCUACAAGUACUUUGAAACCUGAACUGUAAGGAAGCUGGAGAUGAGGACCAGAGGCACUGCGGCACGAUUCUGUCUCAUCUAUCCACGCUACGUUCUCCUCUCCGACUGGCGGAGGGCAGCCACGCUCCCCACUCUGGUCUGACACUUCAGAAAUGAGCAAGGAGCUCCUUAACACAGCGCUACAGACUGCACUGAGCCUCAGACUUCUAAAAAACAAAAGCUGCUGUCAGGAAACACACUUAGAUUUUCACAAACUGCAAGUGUCAGUUGAGCAUUUUAUUCACAGUCAGAACUGUUUUUUGUUUUUUAAGCACACUACAGCAGACGACAUAAUUGCUAAAAUGACUCGGCAAUAGCUGAAUUUCUGUCUUUCCUCUGAAAAAAUGCAGGAAGUUUUGUCGCAAACUAUGUUUCAGUAGCACAGCUAUUGCCAUUGUCUCUGCACUCAUCAGCAUGUCUCUGUGCCGUCGACGCCUUUCUUAAAGUUACUGCUAAAUAUCAGCAUUGCUUGGAAAUCUUAUGCUCCGUUAAACUGGUAUGGUCUUUUUAAAAAAUGUGCCAACAUUUUCUACCAGAACACAACUUAUACAUUAAUAUCCAUGCAUGAUUUAAAUGUGACUUCUGCUUACAGUCAAAGUUUUAUGAGUGGACAAGUCUGGACAGAACUUUUUUCUGUAAAUUAGCUGAAAUGAUUGCUUAAGCUGGACUUCUCUUUGGGUUCUACUUUGCAGAACAGAAGGUGUUUAAAGUUACUGGUUUAAGUUGAACUAAAGCCUAAAUGUAACAUAAUCUGGGGUUGUCUUUUAAAAGGCAGAGAUCUGACAAACCCUUUGCUGCCGUCUGUGAUGUCCCACUACAUUGAUUUAACACUCAAAGAGUCGCUAAAUAGUUUUGUAGGAAUAUUUUUAUGAAAACAGAUUGUUGAGGUUUGUGACUGAAUCCAGCUAUCAAACUGCUGUUUCUCCACAUUUUCUUUCAAGAAUCUCCAAAGAGCUGCGGUACUGAAGCUGCUUUGCAGGGCUCGUCUGUAUUGGGCAUGCCAAAGAGAACUAACGGGGACAUCUUGAGUUUUACAUGUAAAAGUUGAAGACGGUGGCGUUUCUGAGGCAUAAUUUGAAUGAGCUCCCGUUUUCAGAUGCCUGUUUAUUUUGAAGGACAAAUAUGUUAUUUAUUUAUAUAAAAUACGUGCUUAUUGAGUGAGCAUGUGCACAGAAAUAUAUGCAGUUUUCUACUGGCAGAUGUCAGAUACAGAGGCUCACUGGAUGGUAUUUCUUAAUAAAGGAUUGUU
Messenger RNA from Cololabis saira (Pacific saury), 4566 nucleotides. RefSeq names its product sperm antigen with calponin homology and coiled-coil domains 1 (gene specc1). Gene Ontology annotation, molecular function: protein binding. Gene Ontology annotation, biological process: actin cytoskeleton organization. The coding region runs from base 388 to 3300 and encodes 970 amino acids. NCBI's taxonomy places the organism in Eukaryota, Metazoa, Chordata, Actinopteri, Beloniformes, Belonidae. The transcript has 13 exons. The record is from RefSeq and is a predicted model, not a curated record. Gene Ontology annotation, cellular component: filamentous actin; microtubule organizing center.